Messenger RNA from Histoplasma capsulatum G186AR, 2681 nucleotides. RefSeq lists its product as uncharacterized. The coding region runs from base 1 to 2013 and encodes 670 amino acids. NCBI's taxonomy places the organism in Eukaryota, Fungi, Ascomycota, Eurotiomycetes, Onygenales, Ajellomycetaceae. The record is from RefSeq and is a predicted model, not a curated record. The transcript has a single exon.
AUGACCAGCAACACCAACAAGUCCGAUGUCUUCAAUUCCUCAACCGCGAGCGCGAACUCCUCCUCCGGUGUCCGUCCGCGUAAUCGACGCCUGAUCUCCCUCGCCGACGACGACGAUGAUGACAUCCUCGGAACAACGGCAAAUGAUCAUGUCCUAUCUUCGAAUUCUCUGCUAACGCCCUCCGCGCCUCGUUCUCGUGCCUGUACCCCAUCUCCCACCCCAAGCAGACAUCCCUCCCGUCCACCGACAGCCUCAUCGACUACGCAGCGACUAUCGAACGGCGCGAGGCUGGAAAAUGGAUCGACGGAUAUUCGGCAAACUAAACCAGCGAGUCCGUUUGUAACGGAUUUUUUGGAAUCGUCGUGGGUUUCUUUACAAGGACUGGCCUCAAGUGUGCUGGGAAACGAGGAUAUAUUCGGAAAAGCGGAUCGGUCUACAUCAGUGCCAGGUGGGCACCAGCGGCGACGACGGAAAUCUCCAGGUGCAAGCUUCGUACGGGAUUCUGGAAGUGGACAUUCAUCAUGGGGGCCGGCAAGCUUCCUGAGCAAGCAGUUGGGUUCCUCAGGUUCGAAUGCGAGAGAAGCCCGCCAGUCGACGGUGGAGACGCUGAAAAGACAAGCCCUCCUCGAGGCCAAUGGAGAUGUGACACCGGAUAGUCAGGGGAAUUACAAACGAAGAGAUUCUGGCGAUGCUCCGCGGGGAUAUUCAACUCCGCCGGCGGAACAGGACGAUUCGGAUGCUUUGGUGUAUGUGCAUCAUGUACAGCCAAAUGACAGUAUAACUGGUGUGUCAAUCAAGUAUGGCUGUCAGCCAGCAGUGAUGAGGAAAUCGAAUGGCUUCUGGCCCAGCGACAGUAUACAGGCGAGGAAGACAGUACUUAUUCCCGUUGAAGCUUGUACUUUAAAAGGCCGUCGAUUGCCCGCGAAGGAGGAUGAUGUUAACCUUUUUGAGGAUUUGAAUACUAGUACAGAGGACCCGUAUAGAGAUAUUACCUCACUAGCCACAGAUUCCGAGGCGUCCUCCGCCUUUGGAUACGAAGACUUAAGCUUACGAGACGAAUACCCCGGAUCAGCUACUUCGUCAAUUUCAAGCAAGACACAGAAACAAGAGCCGUUGUGGAAGCAUGAAUGUUGGGUGCAAAUUGAUGGAUUCCCGGAUGCUGUCGAAAUCGGCCGCGUGACGCGGAAAACUUUAGGAUUUUUCCCUCGAGCAAGGCGAAAAUCGCUAGCCCCGCUAUCAACGCCCUAUUCCGACCUCGAUGAUAUCCCGCCCCCCCUUUACCAAAAGCAAACGCAAAAUACCAGGACUGCAAACGCCUCCUCUUCCUCUAUCAAUUCGUCCCCAUUCGAUUCUCACCUCUCACCAUCAUCCCACACCUUCGACCCUUCUAAACCAAGCUUAAGAUCCCUCUCCAACCCAAACAUCCAUCGAUAUCGCAGCAGCUUCACCCUCUUAGGCCACGGUGGCGUAGGAACCCUGGGUCCCAACGUAAAAGUCCCCGGUCCCGCCGAAGAUAAGCUCAACCAAUUCGUAAAAACACAUCUACCUCAACUCGCGCUCUCUCCGCCGCAGUCAUCUCUUCAAAUCCCGCCAUCAUCAAACAGCUACGGCCGGCGUACAUCUGUAGAAUCUACGUCCACCGUCGUCUCGAAUACGUCGUCUACGGGUCUUGAGAACGUUGGCGGCGCCAUUGAAGGCUGGAUGCGCAAGAUGGCCCGCAAUGCCAAGGCUGGUGUUACGGAGUUUCAGCAGCAGGACGGUCGUUUGGGCAUCGGCGGUAUGGGCGACCUGAUCGAGUUGGCCGAUACGCCGGAUGGGAAAGGAACCUCUAGUCAUGUUGAACCUGGUGUCGAUACAUCUUCGUCAACUAGGGACGGGACAGGAAGUGACCUUAAUUUUAGUCCUCUUUUAUCGUCUAGGUCCGGGUCUGAAUCUGAAUCUACUAUCGGGCUCUUCACAUCCAGAGAUGGUAGUAACAGCAGUGUAAGAGGUAGGAGGAAGAAAGGCGACUGAUGCGCAAACCGGGCGCGGAGUGUGUUUUGAUUUCAUAUGACGGCGGUGUGUGGGGGUUGUGUAAAGUUUACCUGUUUUCUUAUUCAUCCCUGCUUGUUCUCCUCAUGGUCAUACAUUUCGUUUUUCAAUCUUAUUUUGCAAGGUUAGGCAAACUGAUCGCCCUAGGUUCUAAGAAAAAUAUUCCCCAUGUAUUUUUCCCCUUCCAAGUCCCUGCUAUUCCUCUUCCAAGAAUCUUUUAGCGGUCCCUUGUCUUUUGAAUGCAUGAUACAGAAUGUCCCACCUUUUUAUCCGCCAUCCUCCUCAAUUUAUUUUGUUUGGUUAUGGUUCAACAUAUUUGUAAUCUUCCCCUUCGCUUCCCUUUCCGUGUUCAUGGUCAUUCAUUUUCCUUUCUGUUAUUCUGCUGCGAACACCAUUUUGUCCUAUCAACUCUAUUUGUUUUUGUUCACCAUUCAUCAUGUCCGCCCUCGUUUCCUUUCCCACUUUUUCCCAGUUUAUAUCUUACUUUUUGUUCAUACCCUUAUCUACAGUGUUUGAAACCAUUGUCACUGUGUAUGGCUCAUAUGUACAGGACAUGUAUACGAUCUAUGUCCGUACGUGCUUAAUAAAGGUAGUAUCAUCGUUUGCUAAACGAUGAUGUAUUACAGGCAAUUGCAUUUAUCUUUUUUUCG